Oppiella nova is the source of this 634-nucleotide messenger RNA. Lineage: Eukaryota; Metazoa; Arthropoda; Arachnida; Sarcoptiformes; Oppiidae. The record is from the annotation of a GenBank genome assembly.
AAUCGCGCGACAUUUCACGCAUUGAUUGCGUGAAUGUGAAAGUCAGACACAAUUGUCCUUCAAUUCAACGCUUAUAUAAUCAAAAGCAUUACAACUAUUCAUUCAUUCAAACUAUUGUUAAUUGUCUGACAAUUAUUGCUGACAAUCGUAUCACUUAAUUUAUUUCCAAAAAGCAUUUUUCAAUUCAAUUGAAUUCAUUGCCAUUUAAUAGUAUUUGCCAUUCAUUACAGAAAGUGAACCGCUCGUAAACUACCUGAAGAUGAAGCGCACGCCGUCGUCACCGUCAGAGCACAUCCCAUACCAGUUGAAGGCCAGUGAAGCCGACUCUUUGAUCGAUCACUUGAGUGCCCUCGACAUCGACUCUAAGCCACAGUCCAUACGUUUGUCGGGAAUUAUCUGCACUAUCGGUCCUGCCUCCCAGAAAGUGGAGACAUUGGUGCAGAUGAUCAAAGCCGGGAUGGUUAUCGCACGCAUGAACUUCUCGCACGGCGAGUAUGAGUACCACAAGGCCACCAUCGAUAACGUGCGAAAGGCUGCCGAAGUGGCCUCUCAGGAGCUCGGGAUCCCUAACUAUCCGGUGGCUAUCGCUUUGGAUACUAAAGGACCCGAAAUAAGAACCGGUCUUUUGGAAGGA